CUCUUCUUUCUCUAAACUGCCGUCAAACCUUUCCUUUUUCCACCGUUAAAUCCUAUUCAAUGUCGCCUAGAGAGAGAACACCGGCCGUCGUCAAAGCUAACGCCGCCGAUAGCGGUGUUGGUCCGCUAGUAAGAGAGGCGCAUUUUAGAGGGGUGAGGAAGAGACCAUGGGGGAGAUACGCUGCCGAGAUUCGUGAUCCUGGGAAAAAAAGCCGUGUAUGGUUAGGUACAUUCGAUACGGCUGAGGAGGCGGCUAGGGCGUACGAUGCGGCGGCGCGUGAGUUUCGUGGUGCUAAAGCCAAGACCAAUUUUCCAGUGUAUGAAGAUAAUUGUUUGUUGAAAGUGGAAAAUGAUGAGUUGUUUAAAAAAGCGAAUUUAGUGAGUCAGCAGAGUACGAGUCAGGGAAGUACCGUCGAGUCCGCGGGUCGAGAGGCGGAAUCGGUAGUGCCGUCGUUGGAUCUCAACCUCUCCUACGGCGUCCCCGCUCCGUCGGUGGUGCAGUUUCCUUUCCACCAGAAGAAUCUGUAUCGUUUUCCUCCACCCGCAGGUACGGUGACCGGAUUUUUCUCGCCGCAGUCGAGUCAAAUGUUUUAUUUCGACGGGAUCUUCCUCUCCGGACAAGUUCAGGUUCACCAUAGCGGCGGCUACGAUCGCCCUCCCGUACUUUUCCGGCCAUCUGCUAGCGUUGCACGGAGCGAUGACUCGAACUCAUCCUCUGUUAUCGACUUGAAGCCGUUACCAACUCCGGCACCACAACCACAACCACAACGCAUCGCCAUCGAUCUUAACCUUCCUCCACCAGCUGAAUGAAUCAAUCAACCUGAUUUUGAUCUUUAUUAUCUAAUCACUAGAGCCUUUUUUUCAUCGGUAUGAUCUUUUUCGUCGGUCAACAUCGUCGACUGUAAAUUCUAAAUCAGAUCUCAAUUUCUUUGCAACAUUUAGAGAAAUCUGUAGCGUAAUUUCUCCUCUUGUUGUUCCUCAACAUUUGCCUGAAUGUGUAAUCGCAUUUUGUAGAAUUAUUCAACGUUUUUUUUUUCUUAUUAAUGUGACUUUCUACAAGUUUUCCGGUAUCAA
Molecule: messenger RNA, 1073 nt
Organism: Lactuca sativa (garden lettuce)
Lineage: Eukaryota; Viridiplantae; Streptophyta; Magnoliopsida; Asterales; Asteraceae
Product: ethylene-responsive transcription factor 4
Biological process (GO): regulation of DNA-templated transcription
Molecular function (GO): DNA-binding transcription factor activity; DNA binding
Source: RefSeq, a predicted model, not a curated record